Messenger RNA from Belonocnema kinseyi, 3244 nucleotides. Its product is annotated as facilitated trehalose transporter Tret1-2 homolog. Gene Ontology annotation, molecular function: sugar transmembrane transporter activity. Bases 503 to 2083 code for a protein of 526 amino acids. NCBI's taxonomy places the organism in Eukaryota, Metazoa, Arthropoda, Insecta, Hymenoptera, Cynipidae. Gene Ontology annotation, biological process: transmembrane transport; carbohydrate transport. The transcript has 3 exons. The record is from RefSeq and is a predicted model, not a curated record. Gene Ontology annotation, cellular component: membrane.
GAUUGAUUUCGCGCAGUCAGUGAGAGAUACCAUAAGCAGACGAACGCCUUUUUGCAAAGAGUGGAUCUGAUAAAAAACUUUUUUUUCGUAGAGAAGGCAAGAUUCAGUGCAGUACUGAGAUUAUGUGCAGUGGAGUGACGACAGUGACUUUAGAAUAGAAUCCUAGGCUGAAUGAAGUACCAAUUGAUCUUUUCGUAACGAUUCAUUGCCAUUCAAAGUAACUGAUGUGAUUAAAGAGAUUCAAGGCCGAUUCUCGUAGAUCAAAGCAUCAGUUAGUUUUAUUUUGUGCUCCCGAUCCGCCGUGAUCAACACGAGGCAUCUUUUCGUUCUGACAGUGAGAAAAUUUCUAGUCUGAAAAAGAGUGCACAUGUGAAACAGCAUAUAUUUCUGAGAUAGCAAAGAUAAAGAGGGAUUAGUCGGUAUAAUUGCCAUCAAUUAGACCCCUAGGGAAGUAUGAACUUUGGGCUCAAACAAACUUCUAGUUAAUCUGUCGCAUCUAGAAAUGAUGAAGGGGACCGACGACAUGCAUAAUAGCAGAUUAAUCAUGGAGGCAGAAGCAUCCGUAGAAGAACCUACAGAGCUAAGUCUUCUUUCAAAGUCACCUAUUUCUCCAAUUUCUGAAAAAACUUCCAUGCCACUUGAGUAUGGAGGAGUGACAAAAACAAAUCCACCACCAGAGAUCCAGCAGGAGGGGAAGAAGUUGUUUCAAUUCUUAGCUACCCUAAUCGCGGGACUGACAGUGAGUCAAGGAGGCAUGGCCUUAGCAUGGUCAUCUCCAACUGUUGACUAUUUAAGAUCAAACGGUUCUUUCCUUGCAAACGUGACAGAUAGCGAAGGCUCCUGGAUUACAUCAUUAAUGCCACUCGGAGCGAUGAUCGGAUCGGUUCCUGCGGGGAGUUUGGCUAAUAUUUUUGGAAGAAGAAUAGCAAUUGGUGUCACAAUGACACCUUGUCUAAUUUCCUGGAUCAUUUUAAUUUUCGGUAGAACCGUUCCCUGGAUAUACAUCGCCAGAUUCCUUGGCGGUAUUGGAUCUGGUGCGGCUGGAGUUUUGGUUCCAGUUUACAUUGGCGAAAUAGCAGAACCAUCAAUGAGAGGAGCAAUGGGAACAUUUUUUCCCUUUUUUUUCUCUCUGGGAAUCGUUUUUUCAUAUGUGGCUGGUGCAUACUUAGAAUACCAAACAUUCAACAUUGCCUGUUGUUUAACCUUGGUACCUUUCCUAGCUUGCAUUUCUUUGAUGCCAGAAACACCAAUGUGGUUGGUGAAUCAGGGCAGGAAACUGGAAGCUAGUAAGGUUUUGAAGAUAUUGCGAGGAUCAAAUUACGAUGUUAAUCGGGAGAUUGCUACCCUUUUGGAAGAAGCAGAGGAGAUAAAGAGCAGAAAAGGUGGAAUACGUGAUCUGGCUGGUACUGUAGCUGGAAGAAGGGCCCUUCGUACGUGCCUGGGUCUCAUGUGGUUUCAACAAAUGUGUGGGAUUGAUGCAGUUCUUUUCUACACAGUGACUAUAUUUAAAGAUGCUGGGAGCACUAUUGACCCUUAUGUGGCGACGAUUGUUAUUGGUCUAAUCGAGGUCAUGAUGGCAGUGGUCGUCGGUAUGACAAUUGACAGAUUUGGAAGAAAACCAUUAUUGGUGAUAUCCGGAAUGACAAUGACAAUUUGGAUUGGAAUAUUAGGCUACUACUUCAAAAUGCAGGAAGACGGUAAAGAUGUCCUAUACAUUGGUUGGCUACCUUUACUCUGUCUCGGUAGCUUCAAUUUUGUAUUUUCUGUGGGCUAUGGAUCAGUGCCCUACGCUAUGGUGGGAGAAUUAUUUCCCCAAGAAACGAGAGCAAUUGCAAGCAGCAUGUGUUUCGUAAUAAAUUGGUUUCUCGUUUUCGUAGUAACCAAAUUCUUCCCUACUUUCGUCCUACUAAUAGGAGCAUCAAAAACUUUUUGGAUUUUCUGCAGUCAAUGUGCUUUAGCAACUGGCUUUGCCUUCUUUUUCGUUCCAGAAACAAAAGGCAAAACACUUCAUGAAAUUCAACUUAAACUUGCUGGAAACGCAAAAUACAAAAACGGCUUCGGUCCCAAUGCUUCCCCUAUAUGAGGAUGAAAAAAACGACACUCCUUGCUGAGAUACUUUAGUUCAUUUCGAACAGAAUCAGACCAAAGUACGAAAAUUAAAGUACAAGAGAAAAUUCUAGAACUAUUGGUUCUAGUGAAAAUCGAUACCCAAAGUCGAAAUUGACUUUUGGUUAUCAGAAAUGAUAAAAAUUGAAGCGUAGCAUGAGUGAGUCUACUUUUAGGAAAAUUCACCGAUUACAAGGUAUUACUGAUAAGGAGUAGAAGGACCAUAUGACUGACUAUCAAGAGAUAAAACUGCCACGAGCGAUGUAGAAAAAAAACGAGAACUUCCUUACCAGGUGCACAGUGAAAGUGGACUAUGGCUGACACUAUCAUUGUAAGAAAUAGAGAUUGGAAGAUAUUUUGAAGAAAUGACGAGGUAUUAGUGAUUCAUAAACUUCCAAAGAGCGAUAAAAAUAUAGAAGCACAAUGUAAAUAUCAGCAUCACAUGAAGAACGCAGACUUGUGAUUACAUAUGUGGAUUUGUAUUGUAAUCUCGAUAAUAGGAUUUUCUUCAGGAAAUUCACCUGUUGAAGCAAUGUUCUGAGUGAAUUUUUCUUUUGGACAAAUUAAAAGUGUAGAAAGAGAAGUAGGAAAUGUAAGAUUUUCUAUUGUUUAGAAUGCUUUUUUAAAAUGGUACGAAAUGGAAUAUUCUUGCAUAAUUGUAUGUUUUGUAUUAUUAUAAUUCCUAGUCUCGUACAUAUGGCUCAAUUAUGUAGUAAAUCUAGAAAUAAUAUAGGAAUUAAGCGAAAUAUUUUACGAUAUUUGGAUAGAAAAAUAAAUUGGAAUCAAUAAAAAUUCCUUUUACUUCCGUCAUAGUUACAUAUCAGUUGUUAAAUAUAUAAUUAGACAGAUUAGUUCCUAUCUUUUUUAGAUUGGAAUUAAAAGACUGAAAGUGUUGCAAAUAUUUGUAAAUUAAUCUUCCUUCCGGAAUAUUUGCGCCUUUAUCAUUUGGUGAAGAAUGUGUACCACUGACGCAAUAGGUUCGAAACAUUAAUUAAGAUUUAAGCUUAUCAGUUUCAGCAAAUAGCAUAACGAGUUCAAUGGCAAAUUUCUACCGUAUUCAUAAUUUUCAUUAAAGAUUUCCACAAGGGAGAAUUUCUUUCUCUUAUCGUAUCAAUUUCUUAAAAUCUUGAAAGUUUAC